AUGGGAGAUCAGCCUGAGGAAGCUCAGAAGCCUUGUUUGAGUGUCCAGACCCUGUUUAAGAGGGUCAAGGCCUUGCUCACCAAAGCCCCAUCUCCGACCCUGCCCCCACCCCCCUCCCGGAAUCCAGGCUGUACACAUGUGUACGGGUAUGUGUUUGGGCACGUGCGUGAAAAUGACCUGGAGCAUCUCCCAUCACAGCAGGUGCUGGACACAGGAGAGCAGUUGAUGGUUCCCGUGGAUGUCCUCGAAGUGGAUAACGAGGGCGCCCUGUGGAAGUUUCUGCUCUCAGGGGCCAUGGCUGGGGCGGUAUCCCGCACGGGCACAGCCCCUCUGGACCGAGCCAAGGUGUAUAUGCAGGUCUACUCCUCCAAGACUAACUUCAUGAACCUGCUGGGGGGGCUCCGAAGCAUGGUCCAGGAAGGGGGCUUCCGCUCCCUGUGGCGGGGCAAUGGCAUCAACGUCCUCAAGAUUGCCCCUGAGUACGCCAUCAAGUUCUCCGUCUUUGAACAGUGUAAGAAUUACUUCUGCGGAGUGCACGGGUCCCCACCCUUUCAGGAACGUCUCCUCGCUGGCUCCCUAGCUGUGGCGACCUCUCAGACGCUCAUCAACCCCAUGGAGGUGCUGAAGACGCGGCUGACCUUGCGCCGGACGGGCCAGUACAAGGGGCUGCUGGACUGUGCGAGGCAGAUCUUGAAGCAGGAGGGCACCCGCGCCCUAUACCGCGGCUACCUGCCCAACAUGCUUGGCAUCAUCCCCUAUGCCUGCACGGACCUGGCCGUCUAUGAGACACUCAGGUGUUUCUGGUUGAAGUCAGGCAGGGACAUGGAGGAUCCCAGUGGCCUGGUCAGUUUGUCAUCGGUGACACUGUCCACGACCUGUGGCCAAAUGGCCAGUUACCCGCUGACGCUGGUGCGCACCCGGAUGCAGGCCCAAGACACUGUGGAGGGCUCGAACCCCACCAUGUGCGGAGUCUUUCGGCGGAUCCUGGCCCAGCAGGGCUGGCCAGGGCUGUACCGAGGCAUGACUCCCACUUUACUGAAGGUGUUGCCAGCAGGUGGCAUCAGCUAUGUGGUGUAUGAAGCCAUGAAGAAAACCCUGGGUGUAUAA
Molecule: messenger RNA, 1107 nt
Organism: Neogale vison (American mink)
Lineage: Eukaryota; Metazoa; Chordata; Mammalia; Carnivora; Mustelidae
Gene: SLC25A41
Product: solute carrier family 25 member 41
Exons: 7
Coding region: 1-1107 (368 amino acids)
Biological process (GO): transmembrane transport
Molecular function (GO): ATP transmembrane transporter activity
Source: RefSeq, a predicted model, not a curated record